This is a messenger RNA of Papilio xuthus (Asian swallowtail), 7176 nucleotides long. RefSeq names its product sodium voltage-gated channel paralytic (gene para). The transcript has 38 exons. Gene Ontology annotation, molecular function: calcium ion binding; voltage-gated sodium channel activity. Gene Ontology annotation, cellular component: plasma membrane; voltage-gated sodium channel complex. Gene Ontology annotation, biological process: sodium ion transmembrane transport; neuronal action potential; membrane depolarization during action potential. The record is from RefSeq and is a predicted model, not a curated record. The annotation marks the transcript as partial. Lineage: Eukaryota; Metazoa; Arthropoda; Insecta; Lepidoptera; Papilionidae.
UUCCUAUUUGCUUAUUGUUCAGAACGAAGAAAUUAAUAAUUAGAUUGAUGUAAAAAAGAUUGCAAUGUCGAUAAAGUAGGCAAUUAACAUAGCACAUAUUUUAAUUUAACAUUUGGAAUAUUUGUUGUAGCGGCGGAACCUUUAGCGCUGCCGGUGUAAUGUCAACUGCGGAUAGACUUCGGCGCGAGGAUAGGCGCUGCGACGCCGGGCGGGGCGCCAUGCACCUACGAAUUUGUAGUACCGUUCUUGACAUCGCUGGUUCUGCGGAAGAAGCGAGAUGCACGAUACCCUGACAUAACCAUAUAUACACUCGUCUCUUUUCCUCCGGCUUUGCGGACGUCGCUGUGCAAGUAUGCGUGGCGACCGCCGCUGCCGCUACCUAUUCGUAGAAUCGCUGCUCGCGAGGUCGCCUACCCUCGGCGCGUCCUAGUAUUCAUAGGUCUACAGGGGAGGGUAUCGAUGCGGGUGCGCGCGCAAACCUCGCGCCCCUCUGGUUCGAUUUUCCCGUCCGGACGACGGUGGCGGCGCGUUGCAUAACUCCGUGGCGGCACUCCGUGCGCGACCUCACCGCGAGCGCCCGUCGCGAGCGCGCCCCGACGCGCCCCAACGCGCCAACACGCGUCUCGUCGCGCCCUUUACGUAACGCGCAACCACCGCGCGCGGCCCCCAUCGCCUGCGUCAGCUCGAACGGAUAAGUUUAGGCUGUGCGGCUGGAGUUGUACUGCAGAUGUCGCCGGAGUGCCGAGCGUGGAGCGAAGAGCGCGCGCGGCCCGCAACUAUAGCGGCCCCUAUCAGGCGCGCUCUCUGAACACACCGCAGCACGUAUCUAUUAGACGGUCGGACAUGAAAAAUCUUGCCAAUUUGCUGGCUGUCCCUCUCAGCGAACUUGUGAUAAAUUACAUCUCUCUAGUAGCCGCGGUCACACUGUCCUCGUGGACGACAGAAGGGCGCCCCGCCCGUACGACGUGGUCGGCGGGAGAUCGCAGGCGCAGAGCGUGCAGCCGGACGCGGUUCCCCCACCACACACACCCGCCCAUUCUCUGUUAGCAGUAGGCUGUUCACUCGGGGGGAGCUCGAUAGACAAUGUCCGAGGACUUGGACUCGAUCAGCGAGGAAGAACAAAGCUUGUUCCGACCUUUCACACGCGACUCAUUGGCUGUUAUCGAAGCUCGAAUAGCUGACGAGCAUGCUAAGCAAAAAGAACUCGAAAAAAAACGAGCGGAAGGCGAGAACGAUUUGGGGCGGACGAAAAAGAAAAAAGAAGUGCGGUAUGACGACGAGGACGAGGAUGAAGGUCCCCAGCCGGAUGCGACCCUGGAGCAAGGUCUCCCACUGCCGGUGCGAAUGCAGGGCUCCUUUCCCCUGGAGCUCGCUUCCACACCUCUCGAAGACAUCGAUCCAUUCUACCAUAACCAAAGAACUUUCGUAGUUAUAAGCAAAGGCAAAGAUAUCUUCAGGUUUUCGGCGACUGAUGCUUUAUGGAUAUUGGACCCCUUCAACCCAAUAAGAAGAGUGGCGAUAUACAUAUUAGUUCAUCCAUUGUUCUCUUUGUUUAUUAUAACAACGAUUUUAGUGAACUGUAUUCUUAUGAUAAUGCCGACAACACCAACAGUCGAGAGCACUGAAGUUAUCUUUACCGGGAUCUACACGUUUGAAUCGGCGGUGAAAGUUAUGGCCAGGGGUUUUAUACUACAGCCAUUCACAUACCUUAGAGAUGCAUGGAAUUGGCUUGACUUCGUAGUUAUAGCUUUAGCUUAUGUGACGAUGGGCAUAGAUCUCGGCAACUUGGCCGCGCUCAGAACGUUCAGAGUUCUCCGAGCGUUGAAGACUGUGGCCAUCGUACCGGGGUUGAAGACUAUCGUAGGAGCUGUAAUAGAAUCUGUGAAAAAUCUGCGAGAUGUGAUAAUAUUGACGAUGUUCUCGUUAUCCGUGUUUGCUUUGAUGGGUCUGCAAAUUUAUAUGGGAGUGUUGACACAGAAGUGCAUCAAAGUGUUCCCUGAGGAUGGUAGCUGGGGAAAUCUCACCGAUGAGAACUGGGAGAGAUUUUGUCAAAACGAAACAAACUGGUACGAGGAAGGCGGAGAGUACCCUCUUUGCGGUAAUUCAUCAGGAGCAGGACAAUGUGAGCCCGGCUACGUGUGUUUGCAAGGAUACGGACCGAAUCCAAAUUAUGGCUACACCAGUUUUGACACAUUUGGUUGGGCCUUUUUGUCAGCGUUUCGACUUAUGACACAGGAUUAUUGGGAAAAUCUCUAUCAACUGGUAUUAAGGUCGGCUGGGUCGUGGCAUGUGUUGUUUUUUGUAGUCAUCAUCUUCUUGGGCUCAUUCUAUCUCGUCAACUUAAUCUUAGCUAUCGUCGCCAUGUCGUACGAUGAACUGCAAAAGAAAGCGGAAGAAGAGGAACAGGCUGAAGAAGAAGCUCUGAGAGAAGCGGAACAAAAAGCUGCAGCGAGAGCGGACAAGCAGGAGGCUCGGGAGGCGCACGCGCGCGAGCAGGCCGCCGCAGCGGAGGCGGCCGCGUACGCUGAGGCGCACCCCGCCAAGUCUCCGAGCGACUUCUCCUGCCAAAGCUACGAGCUGUUCGUGAACCAGGAGCGCGGCAACCAGGACGACAAUACGCGCGAGCGCAUGUCCCUCCGUAGCGACCCCUUCCAGGACUCGGUGAGCACUCAGCCCGCGCACAAGCCCGCCGACACGCACCACGAGCCCGCGCGCCGCCAGAGGAAGGUCAGCAUGGUUCCCCACCCUGAACGCAUAAAUAAAUACGGGCAGUUUUAUGGGCCACUGCGGGAGGGCUCACAGGCAUCAUUGUCACUGCCGGGAUCGCCGUUCAACUUGCGCCGUGGUUCGCGCGGCUCACAUCAGAUGGCGCUGCGGCCGAACGGUAGAGCCCGCUACCCACCAGGCGCGGAUAGGAAACCCCUCGUGCUGUCGACGUAUCUGGACGCGCAGGAACAUCUACCGUAUGCCGAUGACUCGAACGCUGUCACACCGAUGUCGGAGGAAAAUGGAGCGAUCAUUAUACCAGUUUACUAUGCCAAUUUAGGAUCUCGGCAUUCGUCGUAUACAUCACAUCAGUCAAGACUUUCGUACACAUCUCACGGUGACCUACUUGGUGGCAAGGCGCAGACAAAAGAGGCUAGGCUUCGGGGUCGUUCGGCAUCCAGAAAUCACAGCGUCACAUCGCAGCCUCAUGCCUACGCUUUGCCAAGACCGGACUCAUCGAUUGCAUCACGACCUGUCAGAGAAUAUGAAAUGAGCACCACAGAAAGCACUGACGAAGCCGGAAAAGUUUUAAAGCCAUCAAAUGACAAUCCCUUCAUAGAAUCAUCACAACAGCCAAAUGUAGUCGAUAUGAGAGAUGUAAUGGUAUUAAACGAAAUCAUCGAACAAGCUGGUCGACAAAGUAGAGCGAGCGAGCAGAACGUGUCAGUGUACUACUUCCCAACAGCGGAAGACGAUGAGGAUGGACCCACGUUUAAGGAAAGACUCCUUGAGUGCCUGAUGAAAGGGAUUGAUUUCUUCUGCGUGUGGGACUGCUGUUGGUUGUGGCUGGAGUUUCAGAAGUACGUCGCAUUGCUCGUCUUCGAUCCGUUCGUGGAGCUUUUCAUUACUCUAUGUAUCGUCGUCAACACGCUAUUCAUGGCGCUGGAUCAUCAUGAUAUGGAUAAAGAUAUGGAAAAGGCGCUUAAGAGCGGAAAUUACUUUUUCACAGCUACGUUCGGUAUAGAAGCUAUGUUAAAGUUAAUAGCAAUGAGUCCAAAGUAUUAUUUUCAAGAAGGCUGGAACAUCUUCGACUUUAUUAUUGUGGCAUUAUCGCUGCUUGAGUUGGGACUGGAAGGAGUUCAGGGUUUGUCUGUGUUACGUUCGUUUCGACUGCUUCGAGUUUUCAAAUUGGCAAAGUCAUGGCCGACACUUAAUUUACUCAUCUCUAUAAUGGGUAGGACGAUGGGUGCCUUGGGCAACCUGACCUUCGUAUUGUGCAUCAUUAUUUUCAUAUUCGCGGUGAUGGGUAUGCAACUGUUUGGAAAAAAUUAUGUGGAUUACGUGGACCGUUUCCCCGACGGUGACCUACCUCGUUGGAACUUCACGGAUUUUAUGCACAGUUUUAUGAUCGUGUUCCGCGUGCUUUGCGGAGAAUGGAUAGAAAGCAUGUGGGAUUGUAUGUUAGUGGGUGAUGUAUCAUGCAUACCAUUCUUCCUUGCUACCGUCGUCAUCGGAAAUCUUGUGGUUCUCAACCUUUUCUUGGCUCUGUUACUGUCCAACUUUGGUUCAUCGAGUCUGUCGACGCCCACUGCGGAUCAGGACACGAACAAGAUAGCAGAAGCCUUUAGUAGGAUAUCAAGAUUUAUUGACUGGGUUAAGCGCAAUGUUGCCGACAUACUCAAGCUGCUGAAGAAUAAACUGACCAACCAGAUAGCCAUACACGCUCCCGAACGUGUCGACAAUGAACUAGAAUUGGGUGCAGACAUCGAUGAUGGAGUUCUGUACAAAGAUAAGAAGCUGAAAGAUCAAGUUGAAGUUGCAAUCGGUGAUGGAAUGGAAUUUACAAUACCAGGAGACAAUAAAUAUAAAAAAGGAAAAAUAAUGCUGAACAACAUAAACGCAAUAACAGACAAUCACACCGACAAUAGAAUAAACUGUGAACUCAAUCAUCACGGAUAUCCUAUACAAGAUGAUGACACGAUCAGUCAAAAAUCAUACGGUAGUCAUAAAAUAAGAUCUUUCAAGGAUGAAAGUCACAAAGGUUCAGCCGACACAAUAGAUGGAGAAGAGAAGAAAGAUGCAAGUAAAGAAGAAUUGGGCUUAGAAGAGGAAAUGAUUGAAGAAGAGGAAGAUGGCAAAUUGGAUGGUUUAGGAAAACAUGAUAUCAUAGUGGCUGCCGAUGAAGAUGUCGUAGACGAUACACCAGCAGACUGUUGUCCUGAACCAUGUUACCAGCGGUUCCCUUUCCUAGCUGGCGAUGAUGAAUCGCCUUUCUGGCAAGGUUGGGCGAUGCUCAGGUUAAAAACAUUUAGGCUGAUUGAGAACACGUACUUUGAAACUGCUGUUAUUACAAUGAUCUUAUUGAGUAGUUUAGCUUUGGCAUUGGAAGACGUUCACCUACCACACAGGCCUAUCCUUCAAGAUAUCUUGUACUAUAUGGAUCGGAUCUUCACAGUUAUUUUCUUUAUCGAAAUGUUAAUCAAAUGGUUGGCGCUUGGGUUCCAGAAAUAUUUCACAAAUGCUUGGUGCUGGCUUGAUUUCAUCAUCGUCAUGGUCUCGCUUAUAAACUUCGUAGCGGCGCUUUGUGGCGCUGGUGGCAUUCAGGCGUUCAAAACGAUGAGAACCCUGCGCGCGCUACGCCCGCUCAGGGCCAUGAGCCGCAUGCAGGGCAUGAGGGUGGUAGUGAACGCGCUAGUGCAGGCUAUACCAUCCAUCUUCAACGUGCUGCUUGUGUGUCUUAUAUUCUGGCUAAUAUUUGCAAUCAUGGGCGUGCAACUGUUCGCUGGGAAAUAUUUUAAGUGCGUCGACUUAAAUCACACGACGUUGAGCCACGAAAUAAUUCCGGACCGUAACGCUUGCAUUUUGGAGAACUACACUUGGGAAAAUUCGCCGAUGAACUUUGACCAUGUGGGCAAAGCCUAUCUGUGCUUAUUCCAAGUGGCUACUUUUAAAGGCUGGAUACAGAUUAUGAACGACGCCAUUGAUUCCAGAGAGGUGGGACGCCAACCUAUAAGAGAGACCAAUAUUUAUAUGUAUCUAUAUUUUGUAUUCUUUAUCAUAUUUGGCUCUUUCUUCACUCUUAAUCUAUUCAUUGGUGUGAUCAUCGACAACUUUAACGAACAGAAGAAGAAAGCUGGAGGCAGUCUUGAGAUGUUCAUGACUGAGGACCAGAAAAAAUAUUACAACGCGAUGAAGAAAAUGGGUUCGAAGAAACCUUUGAAAGCUAUUCCUAGACCAAAGUGGAGGCCACAAGCGAUCGUGUUCGAAAUCGUGACUGACAAGAAGUUUGACAUGAUCAUUAUGUUGUUCAUUGGUUUGAACAUGUUGACGAUGACGUUGGACCACUACCAGCAGUCGGACACCUUCAGUGCGGUCCUCGACUACCUCAACAUGAUAUUCAUAGUCAUCUUCAGCUCCGAAUGUCUUCUUAAAAUAUUCGCUCUACGCUACCACUACUUCGUCGAGCCGUGGAAUCUCUUCGACUUCGUCGUUGUUAUGUUUUCUAUUCUAAGUUUGGUAUUAAGCGACAUCAUAGAGAAGUACUUUGUAUCACCCACUCUACUGAGAGUAGUGAGGGUAGCAAAAGUGGGUCGCGUGUUGCGUCUGGUGAAGGGUGCCAAGGGCAUACGGACGCUGCUUUUCGCUCUCGCCAUGUCUCUGCCCGCUCUCUUCAACAUCUGCCUCCUCCUGUUCUUGGUUAUGUUCAUCUUUGCGAUAUUUGGAAUGUCUUUCUUCAUGCACGUAAAAAACAAAGGCGGCCUCGAUGACGUAUACAAUUUCAAAACAUUCGUACAGAGUAUGAUCCUGCUAUUUCAGAUGUCAACUUCUGCCGGCUGGGACGGUGUGUUGGACGGCAUCAUUAACGAGGAGGAAUGCGAUCUACCGGACAACGAGCGCGGCUCUCCCGGCAACUGCGGUUCCGCAACCAUCGGCAUCACCUAUCUGCUGUCCUACCUCGUCAUCUCCUUCCUCAUCGUCAUUAACAUGUACAUCGCCGUCAUUCUCGAAAACUAUUCACAGGCCACCGAAGACGUCCAAGAAGGUCUGACCGACGACGAUUACGACAUGUACUACGAAAUAUGGCAACGGUUCGAUCCCGACGGCACGCAGUACAUUCGCUAUGAUCAGCUAUCGGACUUCCUCGACGUGCUGGAGCCACCGCUACAGAUUCACAAACCCAACAAAUACAAAAUAAUAUCUAUGGACAUUCCCAUAUGCCGAGGCGACAUGAUGUUCUGUGUGGAUAUCCUCGACGCGCUGACGAAGGACUUUUUCGCGCGAAAGGGUAAUCCCAUCGAGGAGACGGGCGACUUGGAGGUCGGACGACCCGACGAGGCCGGGUACGAGCCGGUGUCGUCGACGCUGUGGCGGCAGCGGGAGGAGUACUGCGCGCGGCUGAUACAGCACGCGUGGCGCCGACACCGGCGCGCGCACGACGAGCCUGCGAGCGAGGGCGGUGCGGGCGGGGAG